CGGAGGAGCAGGCGGGAGCGGACGGGCGCAGGGGAUGCGAGGACCUCGGCGGCGGGGGGAGGGGGGGAGCGAGGAGCGAGGACGGUUAGUGUGUCGAAAGUCCUGAGUCAGAGCGGCCGGCAGGGCGGGCACCGAGCGGUUGGCGCAGAACCGAGUGACUUUGCGGGUGGUGGAGCGGCCACCGAGCGGUUGCAACAUGAUCACCUCGGCCGCUGGAAUCAUUUCACUUCUGGAUGAAAAAGAGCCACAGCUCAAGGAGUUUGCUCUGCACAAGCUGAACUCCGUUGUCAAUGACUUCUGGGCUGAAAUUUCAGAAUCGGUGGUUAAAAUUGAGGAACUAUAUGAAGAUGAGACAUUCCGGAGUCGGGAGUUUGCUGCCUUGGUGGCGUCUAAAGUUUUUUAUCAUCUUGGAGCCUUUGAAGAAUCAUUGAACUAUGCACUUGGAGCUGGGGACCUCUUCAAUGUCAAUGAUGAAUCAGAAUACGUGGAAACCAUUAUAGCUAAAUGUAUUGAUCAUUAUACAAAACUUCGAGUCGAAAAUAGAGAACUACCUGAUGGUGAGGAGAAACCUAUUGAUCCUCGAUUAGAAGGUAUUGUUAAUAAGAUGUUCCAACGGUGCUUUGAUGACCACAAAUACAAACAGGCAAUUGGCAUUGCUUUGGAGACCAGGAGGCUUGAUGUCUUUGAGAAAGUGAUUCUCGAAUCUAAUGAUAUCUCUGCGAUGCUUGCAUAUAGUGUAAAAGUGUGCAUGUCACUGAUGCAGAAUAAGCAAUUCAGAAAUGAAGUCCUUCGUGUUCUAGUCAAGCUCUAUAUGAAUCUGGAAAAACCAGACUUUAUUAAUGUGUGUCAGUGCCUCAUUUUCCUGGAUGACCCACAAGCAGUCAGUGAUAUCCUGGAAAAACUUGUGAAAGAGGACAACCUGCUGAUGGCCUAUCAAAUCUGCUUUGACUUGUAUGAGAGUGCCAGCCAACAAUUCUUGUCCAGUGUCAUCCAGAACCUUAAGACUGUAGGCACUCCUAUUGCUGUGGUACCAGGUUCUACUAACACUGGUACUGUACCAACCACUGAGAAAGAAAGUGAAACUAUGGAGACGGAGGAAAAGUUGGGAGGCUCUCCAACAGCAACUGCGAAAACAGAAUUGACUUCCGAGUCCAAGGCCUUGCAUGAUCAGAACACAAAAAUGAUAAAAAUAUUAAGUGGUGAAAUGUCUAUUGAAUUACAUUUACAGUUUUUAAUACUAAAUAACAACACAGACCUUAUGAUAUUAAAAAACACAAAGGAUGCAGUCAGAAACUCGGUUUGUCAUACAGCAACGGUGAUAGCCAAUUCUUUUAUGCAUUGUGGAACAACAAGUGACCAGUUUCUAAGAGAGAAUCUUGAGUGGUUGGCAAGAGCCACCAACUGGGCGAAGUUUACAGCAACAGCCAGUCUUGGAGUCAUUCAUAAGGGUCAUGAAAAGGAAGCAUUGCAGUUAAUGGCCACAUACUUGCCCAAGGAUUCCUCACCCGGCUCAGCUUAUCAGGAAGGGGGUGGUCUGUAUGCCCUUGGUCUCAUCCAUGCAAAUCAUGGUGGUGACAUCAUAGAAUAUUUGCUCAACCAGCUGAAGAAUGCAAGUAAUGAUAUUGUACGUCAUGGUGGAUGCCUUGGUCUUGGUUUGGCUGCGCUGGGUACUGCUCGACAGGAUGUCUAUGAUCUGCUCAAAACAAAUCUAUAUCAAGAUGACGCAGUUACUGGUGAGGCAGCUGGUCUGGCACUGGGAUUGGUCAUGCUAGGAUCCAAGUCAGCUCAAGCAAUUGAGGAUAUGGUGGGUUAUGCUCAGGAGACCCAGCAUGAGAAGAUUCUUCGUGGCUUGGCUGUAGGCAUUGCUAUGGUGAUGUAUGGCAGAAUGGAAGAAGCAGAUGCUCUCAUUGAGAGUCUUUGUAGAGACAAGGACCCCAUUCUCAGACGUUCUGGAAUGUACAGUGUUGCAAUGGCAUAUUGUGGUUCUGGAAAUAAUAAGGCAAUCAGAAGACUACUGCAUGUUGCUGUGAGUGAUGUCAAUGAUGAUGUCAGACGUGCAGCUGUAGAAUCACUUGGAUUUAUUUUAUUCAGGACACCAGAACAGUGCCCAAGUGUGGUGUCCCUGCUUUCUGAAAGUUAUAACCCUCAUGUACGAUACGGUGCUGCCCUAGCUCUAGGCAUUUGCUGUGCUGGAACUGGCAACAAGGAAGCUAUAAAUCUUUUGGAGCCAAUGACUAAUGAUCCAGUAAAUUAUGUCCGCCAAGGUGCUCUAAUUGCAUCUGCUCUUCUCCUAAUCCAGCAAACAGAGAUCACGUGUCCAAAGGUUACGCAGUUCCGUCAGCUCUAUGCAAAGGUUAUCAAUGACAAGCAUGAUGACGUGAUGGCCAAGUUUGGUGCUAUCCUAGCUCAAGGCAUUCUUGAUGCAGGUGGCCGUAAUAUGACUAUUUCACUUCAGUCACGGACAGGACACACCCACAUGCCCUCAGUUGUAGGAGUGCUGGUGUUCACUCAGUUUUGGUUCUGGUUUCCUCAUUCGCAUUUUUUGUCCUUGGCCUUCACUCCAACUGCAGUAAUUGGACUUAACAAGGAUCUCAAGAUGCCUAAAGUCCAAUACCGAUCAAACUGCAAACCAUCAACAUUUGCUUACCCUGCUGCACUGGAGGUUCCCAAAGAGAAAGAAAAGGAAAAGGUUUCCACAGCCGUCCUAUCAAUCACUGCCAAAGCAAAGAAGAAAGAGAAAGAAAAAGAGAAGGGAAAAGAAAAGGAGGAGGAAAAAAUGGAAGUUGAAGAGACAGAGAAGAAAGAUGAAGACAAAGAAAAAGAAAAGAAGAAAGAGCCAGAGCCAAACUGUCAUCUGUUGGAGAACCCAGCUCGAGUAAUGCCUGCACAACUCAAAGUCUUGGCAAUGCCAGAAGGUUGCAGAUACCAGCCCUUUAAACCUCUGUCAAUUGGUGGGAUUAUAAUUCUGAAGGACACCAGCGAAGAGGUAGAGGAGCUUGUGGAACCAGUUCCUGCUCAUGGACCCAAGAUAGAGGAAGAGGAGGAGGAGCCUGAACCUCCAGAGCCAUUUGAAUAUGUUGAUGAUUAAACCAAGAUUGUAGACAGAAAUCUGAAGAUAUUUACACCAUCUUCAACAUUUUAGUUUUAUUGGGGAUGCCUGUUUAAGGUGAUUACACCAUGCUUCUGCAGAAAGGAGAGCUAUUUCAUAUCUGGAUUGAUAACUUUCAGAACAACUGCAAGAGAUUAAUUAUACGUUGUAAAACUUGGUAAUGCUUUGAAGAAAUCAAUAAACCACUUUCGUGUAUAAAAA
Pristis pectinata (smalltooth sawfish) is the source of this 3310-nucleotide messenger RNA. It is a transcript of the gene psmd1, whose product is annotated as proteasome 26S subunit, non-ATPase 1. The record is from RefSeq and is a predicted model, not a curated record. NCBI's taxonomy places the organism in Eukaryota, Metazoa, Chordata, Chondrichthyes, Rhinopristiformes, Pristidae. Gene Ontology annotation, molecular function: enzyme regulator activity. The coding region runs from base 197 to 3088 and encodes 963 amino acids. Gene Ontology annotation, biological process: regulation of protein catabolic process; proteasome-mediated ubiquitin-dependent protein catabolic process. The transcript has 25 exons. Gene Ontology annotation, cellular component: nucleus; proteasome storage granule; proteasome regulatory particle, base subcomplex.